Hypanus sabinus (Atlantic stingray) is the source of this 5501-nucleotide messenger RNA. Its product is annotated as max dimerization protein 4-like. The record is from RefSeq and is a predicted model, not a curated record. NCBI's taxonomy places the organism in Eukaryota, Metazoa, Chordata, Chondrichthyes, Myliobatiformes, Dasyatidae. Gene Ontology annotation, molecular function: protein dimerization activity; DNA-binding transcription factor activity, RNA polymerase II-specific; RNA polymerase II cis-regulatory region sequence-specific DNA binding. The transcript has 6 exons. Gene Ontology annotation, biological process: regulation of transcription by RNA polymerase II. Bases 152 to 772 code for a protein of 206 amino acids.
UCAUCAGGCUAGGUUGAGGUGAAGUGUAACAGAACUUGUCUGUCUCCCUCAAGUCACGUACAGUUUUAUUUUGCACCCUUCAUCUCCAAUGCUAAUGCUCCGAUAGGCAGCAAAUUUUUUAAAGCGUCGCAAAAUAAUUAUUUUUAUAGCAAUGGCAUUUUUUAACAUUCAAACCUUGCUGGAAGCAGCUGAGUACAUCGAGAGGCGAGAGAGAGAAGCAGAACACGGUUACGCGUCGACGUUGCCUUGCGAUGUCGAAUUCAACAGGAAGAAAGCCAAAACGAAGAAAACCCCAAAUAACAGGUCCUCGCAUAAUGAGUUGGAAAAGCACAGACGGGCCAAGCUGCGGCUCUACCUCGAGCAGCUGAAGGAGUUGGUUCCGCUGGGACCUGACUGCUCCAGGCACACCACGCUCAGCCUGUUGAAACGAGCGAGGACUCACAUCAAGAAGUUGGAGGAACAGGACCGGAAGGCGCUGCACCAGAAGGAGCAGUUGCAGAGGGAACGCCGUUACCUGCGUCGCCGCCUCGAGCAGUUGGCUGUGCAGGGCCUGGAGCGGCUGCGAACGGAUAGUCUGGGCUCCACCGUCUCCACGGACCGCUCCGACUCUGAGCAAGAGGCAGACGUGGACAUUGAGGGCAUGGAGUUUGUCCCAGGAGAGCUGGACAGCGUGGGCAGUGCCAGUGACGCUGAUGACCACUACAGUUUACGGAGUAGCUCCAGCGACAGCGGCUAUGCAGACUCACGUACCAUCACCCCACGGCUCUCGUAGUGGCAGGGGGCGGCAAGGCCACACAUGGCACUUAUAGAGCCGAAUCUACCCUCUUGCCCCAGGGUUAAACUGCACUCUCACACUCUCCACCACCAGCUCUUGCCUUGCUCCUACCCUCACACACUUCCUUGCAAGUCCCUGACUGGAUUGGCGGACCGGACUGGACCCCCAACAGUUCCUGAGUGAAUGCCUGUCCAACCCAUCCGCUCCUGGAUCGGACCCCACCCCGCUCCCAGAUCGGAGUGUACGGGUCCGGAUCUCACCCCGCUCCCGGAUCGGAGUGUACGGGUCCGGACCCCACCCCGCUCCCGGAUCGGAGUGUACGGGUCCGGAUCUCACCCCGCUCCCGGAUCGGAGUGUACGGGACCGGAUCUCACCCCACUCCCGGAUCGGAGUGUACGGGACCGGAUCUCACCCAGCUCCCGGAUCGGAGUGUACGGGACCGGAUCUCACCCCGCUCCCGGAUCGGAGUGUAGGGGACCGGAUCUCACCCCGCUCCCGGAUCGGAGUGUACGGGUCCGGAUCUCACCCCGCUCCCGGAUCGGAGUGUACAGGACCGGAUCUCACCCCGCUCCCGGAUCGGAGUGUACGGGUCUGGAUCUCACCCCACUCCCGGAUCGGAGUGUACGGGUCCGGAUCUCACCCCCCCCCCCCCCCCAGAGUAGAUACUGCUCACACCCCACCCCUGGGCUGUUUGCCUAAUCUUCGGGAUUGGAUCCCAACACCCUCCCCUGCUCCAGGCCCCUGUUGGGUUCUAGUCCGUGCCUGACAGUUUGGGGUUGUAAGGAAGGUAGGGGUGGUAUCAGCAAUAAUCCAGGAUGAGUUGGAGAUGUGAUGGGGUUAAGAGCCAGCUCUAAUGAUUAUCCUCACAAGUAGAGCUUUGAUUUUCUUGAAGAAGUUUCUUUGUUUGAGUCCAAACUGUGGAGACCCCACGAUAAAAGUUACAGUGGGGCAGUGGGCCCAUCCUGCUCCCAGGCACACAGCGUAUGGGCAACAGCCUGCCACAUCUCCCAAUCACAUAUCCCAACUCCCAGCUUCCCAGGAGCAGUAACAAAAGAUGCACAAGGAACGCAGCAUUUAUGGAGGGGAAUAAACUAAUAAGACCAUAAGACAUAGGAGCAGAUUUAGGACAUUUGGCCCUUUGGAUAUUCUCUACCAUUCCAUCAUAGCUGAUGUCUCUCUAAACCCCAUUUUCCUACCUUUGACACACUGACUAAUCAAGAACCUUUUCCCCUCUGCUUUAAGUAUACCCAAUGACUUGACCGCUGCAGCCCUAGUGUCUCAAAGAAUUCCACAGAUUCACCGCCCUCUGGCUAAAAAAAAAUUCUCCUGGUCUUUCUUCUAAAUUGACAUCUAUUCUGAGGCUGUGUCAUCUAGUUCUAGACUCCCCCACUGUAGGAAGCAUCCUCUCUAGGCCUUUUAAUAUUCAGUAGAUUUCACUGAGAACCUCCCUUCCCCAUUCUGCUAAAGUCCAGCAAGUAUGGACUCAGAGCUGUUAAAUGCUUUACAUAGCUUUUUGUUCUGAAGAUCAUUCUUUAAGGAUGGGUCUCAUCUUGAAAGGUGGACUGUUUAUCCCCCUCCAUGGAUGCUGCCUGACUUGCUCAGUUCCUCCUGCAUCUUGUGUGUUGCUCGAGUUUUUCCAGUAUUUGCAGAAUCUCUUGUGUGUUCGAUUCCCAAGAGCAGGGUCGCUCUCUUAAAAGUGAGAGGAUGAUUUCCCGAGGGUUUGAUUGCCUCCCAGUUAAUCCGCAGGGGUUGGUGGUGUGUUAACACAGAACAUUGCGUGUGAAGCACUGCCCUGCCUGGCUACAGCGUUCCCCCUCCUCCACCCUCCCCCUUUAGAUCGCCUCUGUUGAGUGAAACUGGUCACCUUUACAGUCUUGCUUGGUGUUAGUCAUUAGAGCGUGGCUUUGUAGACAAACUGACCAAUUUUUAAAAAAAUAACGUCUCAAGAGAGGUCUCUUCAAAAAAAAACUUACAAAAAUCUUAGUCGAGUAAUUUUAACUGGUGUAGUAUCAAAUUUCCUGUAUCAAAAAUUUGUAUUAUAUUUUCCUAAAUGUUAUCUAAACUGUGCUUGCUGGGGAGAGCAGGGAUGGUGGAGAGGGGUGGAUGGGGUAAGGAAGGGGUGGUCUCUCUGCCAUUGCCACGUGGUGCCUUGGUGACUGUUCCUCAGGGACCCCUGUUGGUCUCAGGAUGCUGCCACUAAGCUUGCUUCCUCCACACCUUCUCCACCCCCCGACUUCCCCGAGCCCCUUGACCACUUCAGAAACCGAUGAGAACUUCUCGGCAGCUCUCGACCUCGUUUUUGCACUCUCAAGCCGACUGCUUGCCACCCUGCAACCCCAGGUUGUUUCUGGCUGGGGGCUCUUCCCUCGAGCUCCCUCCCAGUGGGAACAGUCGGUGCUUAGAACAUGGCAGCUGUAUUUUGGAAACAAAAAAAAAAGCCUUUUUAAAAAGAAGUAACAAAUAUAGAGUAUGCUAUUACAAUAUGGUGUUAUUACUGGACCAGUAAUUAAAGAACACACUAUCAAACCCCCGGCGGAGGGGUCAGACAGUGCUUCGUAUUGGACAGACAGACUGCCACAUUUACUGCAGUUUUUGUUUUGAAGAUUAUCUUGAGUUUAGUUCUGUUCUCUCUCUGUCAGUCUUGUAAACCAUCCAUUUCUGAACCACAAAAGCAAUAGUUUUACCUUCCAUUAUUUGGGCGACUGUUAAUAGGAUCAAAUUUGCCCUCCGUCCCUCUACUCACUAGAUAACGGGCUGAUCAGAUCAAACAGGAGAUGCGCGCAUGCGUGCACACACAUGCAGAUACAUAAGUAGAAAGGUAGACACGUACACAGCUACAGACACAUGCAGAGACACAGACACAGACGCAGAUACAGAGAGAGACAGACACAUAGAGAGAGACAGACACACACAUACAUAGAGAGAGACACACACACAGACAUCUGUUUGCUGAGGGUGAAACUCUGGCACAGAACCUCCAGCAUCCUGGGACAGAUGCAGGGCACUUACUGAACGAGAGUUGGACCACAAGGCAGGCUCACUGAGGAAAGGUUGUGGUCACAGAGAGAAGAGACUUGUGGUCCUGGGAGGUGAGGGUUGUUGGUUUCCUGAGGAUUCGCGCCCUCAGAAAAGUUUCCUGUUCUGAAUGGGAUGAAAAAAAUUAAUUCCUCUUUCCCCUCCCACCCCAACCUUUCCCACACAUGGAUCUAUCAAGUGUUUGACCCUCCAUUCCUUGUGUGGGACAUUUGCCAGACUGGGCACUGAUUUAACCCUAAACUUGCCUAUCUAUUCAUCUUUCAGGCUCCUGGGUGGGGCCUGUUGAUGGGGAAGGGGGCAGGUGUUGCUUCCUCCUGCAGGAGGAUGGUAGGGGUCCAUGGCCUUACAAAAGGUGGGGAGCCCCUGAUCUAGGAGAUGGCGACACUUUGAAGACUCCUCCCCCAGCUCUAACCAGCCGUCAGGUUUUUCGUAGGAGCUCAAGAAGGGGAGAAAUUUAACCUGCCCUCUUCCACCCCCGCCCCAUGCCUGAAUCGUGAGGGACACCGAGACCAAAGUAUUGGCAGUUCAGGGAAGUAGGUGUGGUUGGGGUAUCCCUGAGGGGAGAGUGGCCAAUGUGUAAGUGCGAUCCCAGUGUUUUCAGAUGGGGUGCUGCGUUCCGGUACCUAGGUACUGGUAGGCUCUAAUUCAAUGUCUUCCAUUAACUUAUAACUGCCUAAGUAAAAAAAAAACGGUUGUAUGUACGUUGGCAACAGGGACUCGAGCAUGAGCUUUGUGGGUCGAAUGGCCAGCCUGCGGGCUUGUGCAGCUGUACAACCAAGAGUGACCUCGUGAACAUGCCCCACACCACAAACGUGCCCCUCCCCUCCCUUCAGCUGCUGGGCCAUCGAAUGCUGCCCACUAGCCCCAGGCCACAGGGAUGUGUCAGCGCACCUCAUGCAUUUUUAAACGUGAAAUAGGAAAUUUUUUAGCAGUAAAGCAUUUGUGUUUUUUUUUGCUGGAUGGGAGAGGAAAAAAAUGGUGGGGGUGGGACUGGACAGAAAAUGUAGACUUUAUAUUUUAAAUAAGGUCUCCAAGAGACCAAAACGUUCCAUCCAUUUGUACAAUUGAUUAUUGCAAAGCAUUUUUAAGCGAUUGAUUUUUUUUUGUGUAUUGCUUCAUGAGGAAUUUGGCCUCCACCUGAUGGAUCAGGGAUUUGAAGAAGGGAAUGUUAUUGUGGUAUUAAAACAUCAUUUUGUUCCACAAUCACCAGCUUUUCUUAAAAAAAAAAGAGAUGUGAAAUAACAUUUAAAGAAAAUGGACUGAAUCAUUUCAUGUCAUUGGGGAUUUCAACAUGGAAGUGUUUUUUUUUGUGGCAGAAUGGAGCUGUGAAAAUUCUGUUUUUUUACGGUGAAGGUGAUCAGGGUGACUCCCGAGACACUGGCUGGUGAGGCUUCAGUAACUGGAGCUCCUGGGGAACGGAUUCACUUUUGUGUUUGGCCGCAGGGCUGUGGGGGAGAGGGCAGCGAGGAGGCCUUUGCGAAUGGCUUGAGGUACACUGGAUGGGUUCUGUGCUGGAGACUUGUGAAAAUGUAUUCAGGAGCUCUCUUCAGUAUGGAAUGCUUUAUAUAGCUCCUAAGAUGUAUAAUAUAAAUUCACACAUUCAUGGUGCUGGCUACUCCCAGUAGCACAGUGAAGGCAAUGUGUUGUAUCAUUCUUUCAUUGUAAUAUAAUAAAACAUUUUUUUACAUCA